This is a messenger RNA of Momordica charantia (bitter melon), 1504 nucleotides long. It is a transcript of the gene SRT2, whose product is annotated as sirtuin 2. Gene Ontology annotation, molecular function: histone deacetylase activity, NAD-dependent; NAD+ binding. The record is from RefSeq and is a predicted model, not a curated record. NCBI's taxonomy places the organism in Eukaryota, Viridiplantae, Streptophyta, Magnoliopsida, Cucurbitales, Cucurbitaceae.
AUGAACCGAACCUAACAUAACCCGAGAUGGAUGAUAGAGUCUAUUCAAAACAAUCGGUGGAAAGCUACGCAACGUGGAAGUAUGAUGAAUUUCUCCAUUUUCCCCUAUGAACUUAUAAAAUUUGAAUUUCUCACACAGCCUCUCCUCUUAUACCCAUCACAAGUAAUCAUUCUGAACGGUGCCCAUGUUCAUCCGCUUGCCCUCCUCCUACCGGCCAUUCUUCAGUUCUUCCUCAACCACAAGGAAGGUAAUCGAAAACAUCAUGGGAGAUGUUGUUCAAUCUAGAGGACAAUGUUGGCGAGUGCUUAAAAAGGGAGGAUGGUUGAUGUCUCUUUAUUGUUCCUCAAGGAAUUUUCAAACGUCACGUAAAAUUUCAGUUAGUUCCUCAUCAAUCAAUGGAGAAAAACCUCACCAAAACUUCUUGAAGGACAAGAAGCUCAUUCCAGAUUCAGAUCCCCCUAGCACAAAGGAUGUUGAUCUUUUAUAUAACUUUCUUGAUCAAAGUUCCAAGCUUGUGGUAUUGACAGGAGCUGGAAUAAGUACAGAAUGUGGAAUUCCUGAUUAUAGAAGCCCAAAUGGAGCUUAUAGUUCUGGUUUCAAACCAAUUACACAUCAGGAGUUCGUUCGUUCACUCCGGACUCGUCGUCGAUAUUGGGCAAGGAGUUAUGCAGGGUGGAGACGUUUUACAGCAGCAAAGCCUGGCCCUGCGCAUUUAUCUCUAGCAUCUCUAGAAAAAGUAGGCCGAAUUAACUUACUGGUCACUCAAAAUGUUGAUAGGUUGCACCAUCGCGCUGGUAGUAAUCCACUUGAAUUACACGGAACUGUUUAUUCUGUAAUUUGUUUAGAGUGUGGCUUUUCCAUUUGUAGGAAUUCAUUUCAGGAACAAGUGAAAGCUCUCAACCCAAAGUGGGCAGAAGCAAUUGAAAGUUUGGAUGAUGGAAGCUCAGGGUCAGAUAAGAGCUUUGGCAUGAAGCAAAGGCCAGAUGGUGAUAUUGAAAUUGAUGAAAAAUUUUGGGAGCAGGACUUCUGCAUUCCUACCUGCCAAAAGUGCAAUGGAGUGCUCAAACCUGAUGUCGUAUUCUUUGGUGAUAAUGUCCCAAAGGAUAGAGCUACUAAGGCGAUGGAUGCUGCUAGAAAUUGUGAUGCUUUCCUUGUAUUAGGGUCAUCUGUGAUGACCAUGUCUGCUUAUCGGCUUGUGAGAGUGGCUCACGAGGCAGGUGCUGCUACUGGAAUUGUAAAUGUAGGUGUGACAAGAGCCGAUGACUUUGUAUCACUGAAAAUCAAUGCUCGCUUGGGUGAGAUCAUGCCCAGAGUGCUUCAMAUGGGGUCCCUUAGCAUCCCUGCCCUCCAAUGACAACACUUCCAAAAAAAAAAAACAGGUCUCUUCUGUUUCAAUCAAUAACUUUUAGUAGAGAAUCUAAUUUGCGACAUUAUGUUUGGGACAUGGAUUUCUUCAUUGUUAUAUUAAUAGCAAACCUGAGCUGAUCUUCUUUGGUUCUUCUGA